Messenger RNA from Amoebophrya sp. A25, 1616 nucleotides. The record is from the annotation of a GenBank genome assembly. NCBI's taxonomy places the organism in Eukaryota, Dinophyceae, Syndiniales, Amoebophryaceae.
AUGAGCAGUAUCUUCACUGGCGCAACGACCGCAGACAAAUUUGCUGAUUGUAUGACGAAAGAAGGCACGACCUGGACCGCAACUGCGAACUACCAUAAUGCCCCCCUUUGCAGCGCGGAUGCAACACCAGCCGAUUGCCUCAAUAUGAACAUUACAAUGGUUGCCACUGGAAGGAGGAGGGCAUUGCGACGUGAGGAGGAGUCAUCUUCUAGCUCUAUUCUUGAAAAGAUGUUGUCAUCUGCGUCUGGAGCUGGAAAUUUUCAGAAGGGAUCCUCGUUUUCCCAAAUUUCUACCGGGCAAGGAGCUGCAGGCGAAAAAACUUCGAGAGCUUCCUUCGGUGCACCACGGGAUCAAGGAGGAAAAAUUAGCACAACUUCUCAAAGUUCUUCUAUUUUGUUGCCUAGCAAUGACGCGGGAGAAAACGCAGUUAGACCAGGGACAGGAACUACUAGUGCAACAUCAACAUCUCUAGUAGAACUUGAGGAGAAAUCAAAAAUUUUCGAGCCCCUACGACCUCAAAAUUUUCGGGCCCUAACAAGUGCCUCAUCUAGGAGUGCGGCAGUCUAUUUCCUUAGUACCACGCUUCCGGUAACAACCCAAGCAGAGGCGAACUCCACUGCCGCCGCGGCGACCACUGGCUGCACAGCGUUUGCAGCGAAAACGAAUAAGAUUACCACUGAUCUGGCAGCCAUUCUAAAAAACAAUCUUGGAGUCGUGAUAACUACACCAGACGCCUCCAUCUCGGCACAACUUGACGCAUCAGGACAAGAUGUAUCAAUUCUUGCCAGUGCUGCAUCUGACGUUGUAUUUAAGGCUCCAAGAUGGAAUCCAUCUUAGCUAGCAUCGAUCUCGGGUCCGUUUCUCAAUCAAAAACGGGCACCAAGAUGGUCCAGAAGAUGGAUUACGGUCGUGAGCUCUAAUAUGUACUCUACUCUGAAUUUUGAUUACAGUGGUUCAUCUGCUACCACUACAACUACAGCAGGAAGUGGAGGCCCAUCGUCCGACUCGGCUGCAUCCUCAGACGGAGGAACGACUGCCAUAAUCGUGAUCCUUUCCAGCUGUGUCAUUGCUCUGAUUAUGGCUUACCGAAAUGAUCCAUCUUGUUCCGCCGAAGCAUCUUGGACCUGCCCCACAAGGGGAGGGGAGCUCCAAGAUGAAUCGCAGGAUAGAUUUGGACAGUAAGCUCUAAUUUGAUUCUGCUCUGCUCGUUCGUCUCGUUUUACAAGAGGCUACAAGUGGACCACGCAGAAGAAGCUUCAAAGAGCGACUUAAAACGGCAAAUGGAUCUACAUGAUGUCAAGAUGAAGGGGAAGAAUCUAGAUGGAAAGCAAGUAUGCAAGAUGCACAAAGAUUUGCAUUUUCGAAAUUCCAACGUAUCUUUGGGCUCUGGACACAGUAGUAGUGCGGCGCAUCAUGCAUUUACGCGGACUCGGUCCAUGCCCUCCAGCAUGUUGACAGGCGCAGAUGGAGGGUGGCUCCCUUUAGGCAGCAGAUACUAUGACCGCUCUUUCAUGCAGUUGCAUGAACACGAAGAAGCGCUAAAGGUCCCCAAAGCCAAAAAAGAGCAAGUUCCAUUAAGCAGUGCUAUGAAGGACGCGAUUAAAGCAGGACUUUAG